AAGUCUUGGGCUCAGACCUCUCUUUCGCCGCUGCGUUGAGCGCCAUCAGCGCCAUGGCUCACUUAACGGUGAAUCGGAAGACAGAAACGGAGAAGAUGAAUGAAGCACACGUCGCAGAGACGAUGGCGCAGAUCAAAAGCCUUCGUUAUCAAAGCUAUGCCAAUGGAAAACCAUGGUUGGAUGCAGAUGGGCGUUUGAUUUGGUCACAUUGGAGGAUGAAAGCAGCUGAAGUGGUAUUCUCACAGACCUUUGAGACUUGUAUGGGAGUCGUAAUCUUGAGCAAUUUGGUUCUCAUCAUGUACGAGGCAAACAAGGAUGCGCAGUGUUACCCUAUGUACUACAAUCGUUUCAAUGAAUGUCCUGACCGUAGUGAUGCAAAUCCAUGGCUCGUUGGUCUCAAUAUCUCACUGCUCAUCAUUUAUUCCAUUGAAUGUGUUUUACGAGCGUUUGUCGAGAGAAGUGCUUUCAUUUGGAACAAGUGGAACAUGAUCGAUCUCUUCGCGGUGGUCUCCGGUUGGGUUGGUCUUGCCAUCUCCGACUUUGUGAGCGUCACGUUGCUGCGGAUGUUCCGGCUGGUGCGGGUGGUGCGAGCGCUUCGUGUUUUGAUCUCAGUGCCAGAGUUCUACCUUUUGAUCACUGGCUUGGCUUCAUCGAUCAAGGCAAUCUUCUUUGGAGCUCUCAUGCUGGCUUCUGUGAUCGUUUUCUGGGCUGUGAUCUCAGUGGAACUUUUACACCCCAUUGCAAGUCGCUUGACUUUCGAUGGAUGUGACAGAUGUGCUGCCGGCUUCGAGACCAUCUUCGCAGCUGCAUUGACCUUGUUCCAGCAGAUCGUGGCAGGAGAUAACUGGGGACAGAUUUCCAUCCCCGUGGUGGAAGAGGAGCCUUUGACCGCUAUUUUGUUGUUCUCCAUGUUGAUCACCAUAUCCUUGGGUAUGCUGAAUCUCAUCUUGGCCGUCAUUGUGGAAAGAGCUGCGGAAGCCAGGGAGAAUGAUCAUGAGGCCAAGAUCAAAAGAAAAGAAGAAGAACGAGCAAAGAGCAUGGAAGACUUGGCGAGUCUUUGUGCCAGCAUGGACGUGAACAACAAUGGCCUUAUAUCCCUUGAGGAAAUGCUGAAGGGCUACGAUGAAGUGGAGGAAUUCAAGAAGCUGAUGCAAGUCAUGGAUUUGAAGCGAGAAGAUAUGGCAAUGGUCUUCAAUGUCUUAGAUUCAGAGAGCACUCAGGAGGUUUCAUAUUUGGAGUUUUGUCAGCAUCUUGGGAGCUUCUUUAAAAGAGAUCCUGUGAUCAUGCAUUCUCUGGUGAAAUACUCCAUCAUGGAGCUGCGCAAGGUAGUGGAGCAAGAUGUGUUGAGAAUACUUCAUGAGCAGUCAAACAUGUUGAAAGCUCUCUUGGAAGGCCAUAGCUUUCUGAAUCCUUCCUGCUUUGAGAUGAAACUUUCUGAUGUCGCCGUCUCUGCCCCACCUCAUUCGUGUCGGGAGGGCGAACAGGUCUUUGCUCCAUUGGAUGCGGGCGACAGCGAGGUCUUCGCGCUGCUGGCGAAGGCAGAAGACCUGGCAUCAGCUCUAAGCGCUUCCGUGGCCACAGAGAAUGCCGAGGCCCUACACGAGACUGUCGUGAAGCUCCAGAGGCUGAUCCAAAUCAACGAAGCUCGAGAAGCUCAGGAAGCGUGCGAAGCUCAGGAAGGUGUUGGUGCUGGUGGCGUCGCAACUUGGCCGCCCCAGGUCCUGAAGUCAACACCUGCGGCCACAAGACCCGGAUCAGGGAGUCGACAGCCACGGUGGGAACCAAGUUGGAUCGGCCUUGUGAAAUGUGGUUGUGAAAGUGCCGUGGAGAACACCUCAGCGGCCAUCGAAGUACCCGAAGAAUAGAUUUGCCUCAAGUGUCACAAUUUGAGCGUUUCACCCUCUCUUGACAGGUUACGUUGAAAAAACUGC
Durusdinium trenchii is the source of this 1931-nucleotide messenger RNA. The record is from the annotation of a GenBank genome assembly. NCBI's taxonomy places the organism in Eukaryota, Dinophyceae, Suessiales, Symbiodiniaceae.